AAUGGGAGUCAUGCCAAGUUUCCGGAGGAGGAGACCUACACCUCAAGAGAGACAAGAAGAAUAAGGAACUCUGCCAGGAAAGUCAAUGUGUCUCGUGUCUUCUUGUAAAGUACACUCUCUUUCUCAUCCUUUAUUUUUUUUUCCUCCGCGCUAAGCACACACAUCGUUCUCCAACCAUCAACAGCCAAUCAGGACACGCAGCUAAAUAGACAAGCAUCUUUUCCAGGCAAGCACUGGAUGGGGAGGGAACCUGUAAAAAAAAGAAGAAGAAAAAGUCCAAACUUUCCGGAGAACUAGCCCCUCAAAAAAAAUAAAAUUUGUGUGUGUGUGUGUGUGUAAAAAAGCCGGUGGAUCUUCCGAGAAAGAGUUCAGUGUCGUUCGGGAUCCUCGAUGAAGAUCAUCAUGGACAGCGCUCUACGUUUCGGUGUCAAAAAGAUGGACAGUGGCAAACAGCGAUUGUUGCGGACGCCAAAAUGUGCCCGUUGUCGCAAUCACGGCGUCGUCUCUUGUCUCAAAGGCCACAAGAAACUCUGCCGAUGGAAAGAGUGCCAGUGUACGAAUUGCUUGUUGGUCGUCGAGCGGCAAAGAGUCAUGGCUGCCCAGGUGGCUCUCAGAAGGCAGCAGAAUUCCGAGUCGGCGAAAAGCGAUGGCCAAGUGAAACCGAAUCAGAGCAAAGUGACCAAAAGCGCUGAGGCUAUCCUGGCGCAAAAGAAACUCUAUCAGAAGCAUUUGAGGACCCUGCAACAGAGUUCGCUGGCCAGGGAUGUCUUGCAAAAUUAUCGGCAGUGGGUUCAACGCAGCCAUAAUGGAUCUGCAAUCUCACCCGAUGGCAGCGACCAGCAGGCCAAUAUGGAUAAAGGUCUGGCCGUUCCUCCUACUCCGCUAAGUGAACGGAUGCGUAAGAGGAGAGCUUUCGCCGAUCGUGAUCUGGACGCCGUCAUGUUCCAGCGUGAGCAACAGGCCGCCGUUGAACUUCAUCGCGUGAGCGGCAAUAGCCCAGGUGGCGAUACGACUCCACCACCUUCGUCUGGCCAGCUCCAUCCAACGUGCUGGAACGCUCUGCAUCCAAUACGAUUUCACGUCCUACCUUCGCAUCAGCAUCACUUGAUCCAGCAGACGUGUGCGUUGCCUUUUACCGUCAAAACUGAAGCCAAUCCAUUAUUGGAUUCGGACGAUUCGGAUAUCGAAGUGGACGUUACCUCGACUCCUUCCAGUCCACCUUCACCUCGACUGCCUUGCAGUGACAUCAGUGUCAAUGCCAAUAAAAGUAAGAUAUCCUUUUCGGUCGAGUCGAUCAUCGGCCGGCCUUAGACAUCGAGAAGCAGCAACUCGAUUUUUGCAUCCG
Messenger RNA from Daphnia magna, 1345 nucleotides. RefSeq lists its product as uncharacterized. The transcript has 4 exons. Gene Ontology annotation, molecular function: RNA polymerase II cis-regulatory region sequence-specific DNA binding; DNA-binding transcription factor activity, RNA polymerase II-specific. Gene Ontology annotation, cellular component: nucleus. Lineage: Eukaryota; Metazoa; Arthropoda; Branchiopoda; Diplostraca; Daphniidae. The record is from RefSeq and is a predicted model, not a curated record. Gene Ontology annotation, biological process: sex differentiation; regulation of transcription by RNA polymerase II. The coding region runs from base 391 to 1311 and encodes 306 amino acids.